GAGAGACAACUCACAGGAGCUCUAUGGUAAUUGCGGUUCUCUGGCCUUAUGGGUAGAGCGCGGUGCCUGCCUGGCUGACAAGCUGCUAUAGUAAGGAGAGACUUUCCUGCGACGAGGGAAGAGGGAACCUGGGGACACGCGUGGACGGAGAGUGAGUGGCGGGCAGGGAAGGUCAGGUUCUGGGCAAGAAGCACAAUGCAGACAGAACAGACAGCAUCUGAUUAACUUGUAAGCUCUGCCAGAGCUGUCCCGCCGAUGUCUGUGCCCCAGGGAGACUGAGCAGUGACCUGACCGCCCAAACCCACAUCGGUGUCUGUCGGGCUACACUGCCGGAGCUCGGCGUGGCGGUGCCAGGGAGGGACGGGGGAGUUACACUGCAGCGCAGGGCUGGGAGGCUGCAAUCUGCUUUCCCUCGCACUAAACAAUAACAGGAACAAGCCUGUGUCGUGAGAAUACAGCAGCCAGGCAGGGAGGAUCCCCUGUGGGGGUGUCAGAGGCUUGUGGUGAGGAGUGCUGGGAACUGAGGGGGAGCAUAAACCGGGGUACCCCACACAGUGCUGAUCUACAGAAGCUGAGGAGGGAGGAUAUCUACUUUAUAGAGAGGACAUAGAAGAGGAGAUGCAUUGGAUAAGGGGAAUUAGGGCGCAUUUUUAGAGAGAGGGUACCUUUAAGAAAGCAUCAGCAGAAAGUGAGUGCAGAGAACAACAUGGCGCUGUCAAAGUACUCUGUGUAGGGGGGAAGCACUACCCCUCCCCUCUAGCCGGCCACCUGCAGCCCGAGCUCCCAGGGACGGAAGCAACUGCUUGGUUGGGCUGGAAGGAGAAGACAGCAAAUCGCAGAGCAGGGGAUCACCGCAAGGAAUAGAGUUGCUGUUUAGUUCUAUCCGUUGUCAAACUUGGAAAAUAACUGAAUGCUGAUUCCAGGAGUACUCCCUAGUAACCACACACAUGAUCCCUGGAGCACUUCCCAGUAACCAGACAUCUGAACCCAGGAGUACUCUCUUGUAAUGGGACGGCUGAUCCCAGGACUACUCCAGUAAACCAGACAUCUGAACCCAGGAGUAGUACCCCACAGUAAAAGCAGACGUCUGAUCCCACGAGUGCUCCCGUGUAACUGGACAGUGGAUCUCAAGAGUAUUUCCCAGUAAACGGACAGCUGAUCCCUGGAAUACUUCUCGGUAACUGUACGUCUGAUCCCAGGUGUACUUCCUAGUAACUGUACAGCUGAUCCCAGGAGUAUUCUUCAGUAACUGUACUCCCCUAUAACCAGACGGCUGAUCCCAGAAGUACUCCCUUGUAGCCAGACGGCUGAUCCUAGGAGUAUUUCCCAGUAAGUGGACACCGGAUUCCAGGAGUACUCCCCUGUAACCAGAUGGCUGAUCACAAGAGUAGUCCCCAGUAAGGAUAACUGAUCCCAGGAGUACUUCAAAGUUACUGGGCGGUUUAUCCCAGGAUUACUCCUCUGUAAAUGAACAACUAAUCCUAGGAGUAUUUCCCAGGAGCUGGACAAUUAAUCCCAGGAAUAAUCUUUCCCCUAUAACUGGAAGCCUUAUCCCAGGAAGGAUCCCAAGAAUAAGAUAUUGAAUUCUUUGUGCAAGGAUUGAAAAAUAGGCUUCUUUUCUGUACGGGGACACAUUGAGAAGAAAGGGAAGGCUGCAGUGUUACGGGGCGACAUGCUUUCGGCAACCCCCCUCUAUGGGAACGUACAUAGCUGGAUGAGCAAUGAGAGGGUCCGCAUGUGUGGCAUCAAUGAAGACAGGAAAAUUCUAAUUAAUGAUGGUGACCUUCAGAAAGCUAGACUUGAACUGAGAGAGGAUCACCUUGGUCACAGCCUGGUGGAUGCUGCAGCUGUGCAUCGCAUGGACGGCCUAACCACUCUCGGCAUGGACCGAAAUGGACUUAUGCAGGAAGGUUUGAGGGUACCAGGUGUUAUGGUCUACUCUAGUCUAUGUGGCCUAGGCACAGAGAAAGUCAGAGAACCUUCCAAUCCCAUACCAGGCCUUGGAUAUGCGCCUGAUCGAAAUCCUGAACUUCAGUUCAAGCCAAAUGCUGGUGAAACAAUGGAGAGCGCGCACAUGAAUGGAAAACAGCCCAAUGGCUUUAACUCUUUGUUUAAAACACCACCUGGACUGCAGAAAACAUCUGUCCCUACAAGUGAAUCACUGGUUAUGGACAGAACAGCUAGUGACAAGCAGAGUCCUCUAGGUGUUAAUGGUGCUAAUUAUUUAAGAAUUCCAUGGGUGCACCCCUACAUGGACAAUACAUCACCGGCUAUGUACCCCUUCAUCGAUUCACCAAACAAGUAUUCAUUAAACAUGUAUAAGGCAUUUCUACCUCAACAGUCCGCUUACAGUUUACCACAGCAUUUGACCUAUUCGCCUGUAUGCCCAAAUGGUGAACGCUUUGUAUACCUUCCACCUUCCCACUAUGUAACACCUCACAUUCCGUCAACAUUGGCACCACCCAUGAGGAUACCUGCACCAUCAGCAGCCUCUGCUGUACAUUGUUUAGAAAAGAGUUUACCUUGGAAAAUGGGAGUUAAUCCUGGGUCUGUUGACGCUCAUGGAUAUUCACACAUGCAGACCAAUAAGCAGACCAGGGUUCCAUGUUCAAAGUCUGUGACAAGCAGUAUUUCACCAGAAGCCUCUUUAUUAUUGGCUCCUUCUCAAAGACCAUCGCCCAGGCUUCACCAUCCAGCUCAGCCAGUUGGGGAUAGCUACUCAGAUUUUCAAGCGUCAUUUGUCAAAAUCUCAACCCCACCUACAUCUGUUGCUUACACAAAAGCACAUACUAGUGUAAGCAGUGACCACACACUUCUAAGGCCAUGCAGCACAAAGACUAACAACAAAAUUAUUGAGUGUGAUAAUAUACAGAUGCAAGCACCCUCCAAAAAGCAUACAAAGGAAAGAAAGGAAAGCAAGUCUCCUAGUUUAAUAGAAAAACAAACACCUCACAAAGAUGGAGAAAAGCCACUUGAUCUGUCAUCAAAGCUUGGUGAUGCUGAAAUGUCAACAAUGUUGCUUUCAGGGCGGUCAGGGACUAACCUGGGAAUAGGCACUAGGGACAUUCAAAAAGAAGCCAUCUCUUCUCCAGGAUGUGGUAAUGCUAUAUUUACACCUGAAAUGAUCAGCACUGCUUCUUCGUCAUGGGUAGUACCUGGUAUGAAUAGUACUGAAGACAUGAGUGGCAUCAUUAUGCCCCUUAAAAUGAAAGCGUUAGAGAGGGUUAUGCCACAGCAGAGGAGUUCCUCAUGUCCCCGCAUGGGAAGCUCUGAUGGAGUCAUUACAAGCAAUUCCGGAUGCCUCUCUAGUGCAGGUCGUCCAGCAUCUGCUUCACCUGCUCCAAAUGGAAAUGGGGAAAGUAAAAAUCCAACAGACAGUAAUAAAUCUGUUAUGCAACAAAAAGUUCAACCAGCUAGCACACUUUGUAAAGGCAGCAAGGUAGCAAAACCUUCCAUCUUAGAAUCCACCAUAAAAGUGAGUGAAAGUAGCCUGCCUCCAACACACAUGUUUUUGCCUCAGAAUGAGCCCUUCUGCUCUUCUCCAUUGGCAUAUCCAAGCAGUUUUAUUCCAUAUCAGGUUUCUGAGAGCCUUGCAUUAUCACAUCUACACUUGCAUGGAAAAGCUCCUGUUUAUCCUCACCCUGUUUUGUUGCCCAAUGGAAGCCUUUUUCCUGGUCCAAUGGCACCUAAACCUGGUAUUCCCUACAGCAUACCAACUAACAGAGAUUACAUGACCUAUCAAGAUACCUUGAGCAUGGUCCACCCAAUAUUGCUACCACCUUCCACAAUGGAAGUAAACAAAGAUGACAAAGCAGAGAGACGAUCUAGAUCACACGAGAGACCUCGGUAUGAGGAGACAGGUGGCAGACUGCUGGAUAUAUCGAAUUCAACACCAAAACUUAUUUUUGAAGUUCCUUCAGAUAAGACAUUGAAAUCCCACCAGUCAUCUCAGUUAACAAGUAAACAUGCUUCUAAAACAGAGAUGUUGUGUUCUAAAGAAGAAAGGGAGACAAAAUGUGAUUCUAAUUUCCCCAUCAAUGGUUUCAUGCCUGAAAGACAUGUUCUGAAUGACCUGCAGAAACCAGAGCAAGGAGUACUACACAGAGAUGCUAUGAUAUCUAGAGAUGAGAAUCCAAAAAAUGACUAUCAUGAUUCUUUUCAGGUUCCCAAACCUACUCAGAACUCCCCCGUUUUUCACUUUAGACAGGAGAACGUCUGUGGAAGCCAAACCAUGGACUGUGCUACAGCUGAACCAUGUGCUCGCUUCAUGGUAUCUAGUCAAACUAAAGAUGCACUAGCUGGAUUUUAUGGCAAACCACAAGAAAAAUCAAAGCCCCUUCUUAUGGCAAAUGGGCAUUCAGAUACUGAAAUGGCUGAGACAGUUGUGAGAGAUAGUACCGAUGAAUUUGAAUCUAUAAAUGGAAAUCUUCUGAAAACAAGACCCGCAAAUUUAACCAGACGGAUAGCAAAUUCUGCCGGCUAUGUGGGUGACCGGUUUAAAUGUCUGACCACCGAAUUGUACAUGGACUCAAAUCAACUAGGCCGUGAGCAAAGGGCUCUGCAGAUGGAAGGCAUACAAGAGGACAGUAUUUUAAGUCCACCUGCUGCUUACUGCGAGCGUGCAAUGAUGCGCUUCUCUGAGAUUGAAAUGAAAGAGCGGGAGGACCACACACCUACCAAAGACUUGCAGGCUUGCAAAGUCAGUCAUUCCGAAGUAAAGUCGGCAAUAGAGAAUAAUAAGCCAGCCGUCACAGCCCUGGGAGAGUCUAAUAUCAGACAACCUGAAGGUGAUCUGAGGACGGCUAGUGGCAAUUUCAUUGAUACUUCACAGUAUUUAAAAAAAGAAGUCCCCAUUUCGGAAUGUCAUUUGGAGAAACUAGUUUUCUAUGACGCAGCAAAGCAGAAAGCAGAGCUCGCAACGGACAUAAGCACCCAGGGACAAUUUGUGGGGCUGAAGCGGAAACACCCUUGUGAGUCAUUGGCUGACGAUUUUGACAAACGUUUAACCUGCGAAGAGUCCGUGCAGGAAGAUGCCAGGGUGAAAAGGAAAAAGCCUGAUGACUGGCCGGAAAGAGACCUUACAGAACUUUCCUCAAAAACCCUGGAAGAGUCCCACUGCAAUGAGGUCACAAACUUGAAGGUGUGUAUCGAGCUAACAGGACUGCACCCCAAAAAGCAACGGCAUCUGCAGCACCUCAGAGAGCUGGGACAGCUUUGCAGGAAGGAGCUCCCUGAGUGCCGUGAGAUCACAGACACUGAAAACAAGCAGAGGAUCCUGGAAGAAGAGCCAAUCAAGGCUAAAACUGAAAGCAAAUGCUCAGAGGAUUUUAAAAACUGCAGUCCUGAAGAAGACGUUUCUGUGUCUCCGCAUACGAAAAUCUUUCCACUCUGCUGCCCAAGCAGCAAACGGCAGAGUCAGCCAAACCCCACUCCAGCCCCUCGGUUAACAGCCAAGCAGCAGAAGAUUAGAGAUGGCCGUAAGACGUGUGUACCAUGCACAGAGGAAGAGAGGGCUCUCCAAGUCACGUCAUUGCUUGAGGAAUACACAGAGUGCGAGAAGCCCUCUGGAAAACGACAGUGCAAGACAAAGCACAUGACACCACAGGAGAGGAGGAGGAAGAGAUUGUUUCUAGGUGGAGAUGACAGCAUGGAUAUAAAAAGCGCAGAGGAAAAGGUCACCAUACGGGCGUCCGGAAAACCAAUUGAGCUCUCGCCAGACGAUGCCCCUGUAAAGAUACCAGAGCAGCUGCCUUUGCUACAGGCCUUAUCGCAGAUGUCUCCACUGCCCAAUGCCCUGCAGGAUACUACACCUAGCCGCCCAAUGCCACCUGAAGCACGUCGUCUCAUUGUCAACAAAAAUGCCGGAGAGACUCUCUUACAAAGAGCAGCACGGUUGGGAUAUGAAGAAGUUGUCCUUUAUUGCCUGGAAAGCAAAUCCUGUGAUGUCAACCACCGAGAUAAUGCAGGGUAUUGUGCAUUACAUGAGGCUUGUGCAAGAGGCUGGCUAACCAUCGUCCGUCAUCUCCUAGAACACGGAGCAGAUGUCAAUUGUAGUGCACAGGAUGGUACCAGGCCAAUCCAUGAUGCUGUGGAGAAUGAUCACUUAGAAAUUGUACGUUUAUUACUGUCCUAUGGAGCUGACCCUACUCUGGCAACGUACUCUGGGAGAACAAUUGCCAAAAUGACGCACAGUGAGAUGAUGGAAACCUUCCUAACUGAGUACUUAACGGAUUUGCAGGGGCGAAAUGGAGAUGACCCCGGACUUUCCUGGGAUUUCUACGGCAGCUCCGUCUGUGAUUCAAAAGACGAAAAUGGAUUUGAUAUUUUGGCAAAUCCGCCUGGUCCUGAUGAUGACGAAGAUGGCUUUAUAGAUGCCUUUGAGUUUGAAUUCUCAGAUAGCCCCCUACUGCCUUGCUACAAUGUCCAGGUCUCUUUCUCAAAGGGGCCAAGAAACUGGUUGCUUCUGUCAGACGUAACCAAGCGGUUAAAGACGUCCUCACAGUCUUUUAGCAUAGAGAAUCCUCACCUUGAAAUAGCCAGUAUUUCUGAAGCCGAAUUCUACAAGCAGGUUUCGCUAAGCCAGCUCUUUUCUUCACCAGACGAUCUUGAAGGCUUUAGUCCAGACAGCAAAGAAAUGCUCGAGCUGGUGGAAUUUACAAGUGAACUGCAAACAUUACUUGGAUCCUCCGUUGAGUGGUUGGAUCCUGAAGGAGACACGUCCUAUGCCAGCUGUUAAAAAGCCAGACCCUUACCUAAUAGUGUAAUAAAAUGAUUCCUUAUUUGUGAAUAUGUGCUAUAAAGAGAGAACACUAUUCUAUAUAAACCAGUGUAAAAUAAAAUAUAUAUAUCUAUAAAUCUAACAUGGGACUGUCUUUUUCAGAAAACCUAAAUAGAUUUAUAUGGUCCUGAAGAGUUCAGUGCACAUUUUGCUUUGGAAGAUAUAAUUUUGUUUUUACCUGUAACACUUUAUUUUAUUAUUAUUAUAUUUUUUUUUUUAUUAUUACUUUGACUUUUUUGCAAAGCACUGAAGGCACGAAAGAUACUUUAUAAUUCGUAUGCGAAAAGUCAUGUGGAAAAAGGAGUGGCACUUCAUGACGUUUUUAUGUUUACAAAAAUUACCUGUUUUUUGGUAAAUAAUGUUGGAUAAAAUCCAAAUUUUUUGUAAUAUAAAUAAAAUUAUAAAUAUAUAUAAAUAUCCAUAGAAAUUUGUUUUGAAGUUUUGUAUUCUAAUUUAAAAUCUUGGAAAUUUAGUUUUCACACCUAAAUUUAGUGUGUGCAUAUCUGUGUCUGUAUAUAUGUAUACAUUUAUAUGUACGUGUGCACACACCUCUAUACAUAUAUAAAUAUAUACAUACGUUCAAACGUUUUAUGCUCUUAAUUUAAAAAAUAAAGACCAUGAGCUAUUUUUUUUUCCUUUUGUAAGAUAUUAUGACUGUAUGAUAAAGUGUUGCAGUCCAGCGAAAUUGUAUAUAAACUAAAAUAAUUUCUUGAGAUGUGUGUGCAAUGUUUUGAAAUCUGUGUUUAAACUUUGUAAGGAAACCACCUGCCUUUGUAUUUAUAUUUUACAAGACUUUUUCUUAAAAGGCAAUAAAACUGUUCAGUA
This is a messenger RNA of Pseudophryne corroboree (corroboree frog), 7603 nucleotides long. RefSeq names its product BCL6 corepressor (gene BCOR). The record is from RefSeq and is a predicted model, not a curated record. Gene Ontology annotation, molecular function: protein binding; transcription corepressor activity. Gene Ontology annotation, biological process: negative regulation of transcription by RNA polymerase II. The transcript has 16 exons. Lineage: Eukaryota; Metazoa; Chordata; Amphibia; Anura; Myobatrachidae. Gene Ontology annotation, cellular component: nucleus. Bases 1673 to 6736 code for a protein of 1687 amino acids.